This is a messenger RNA of Oncorhynchus gorbuscha (pink salmon), 2273 nucleotides long. RefSeq names its product germ cell-specific gene 1-like protein. The transcript has 5 exons. NCBI's taxonomy places the organism in Eukaryota, Metazoa, Chordata, Actinopteri, Salmoniformes, Salmonidae. The coding region runs from base 313 to 1212 and encodes 299 amino acids. Gene Ontology annotation, cellular component: plasma membrane. The record is from RefSeq and is a predicted model, not a curated record.
CCGAAUGGAUGAGGGUCAUUUCAGGGCACUUCGUGUGAAAAUUAUCUAAUGGCUAACGAAUCGAACAGAUGAUAAUGGUGGAUUGAAGCUAAAUUCAAACUCAGAUUUUGCCGUCCCUCAAAUCGGGUAGGGAGAGUAAUUUCAAUUCAACGGGUUGGAGUGCCAAAUGAUGUAUUUUAUUGCCGACAUGUUGCACAUCAGUUGAAACUUAUUUUCGGUGGAGUUUGACCAGUUUUUCAUUACCUGUUUUGAUUCAUAUUGGAUGGAUGGCGAGUGAGUGAGUUAUCUAAUAAGUGCAGAUAUCUAUGGACAAUGAAGACCACUCGCAAGUGCAGGGCACUGCUGUCCGUUAGUAUGAAUCUUUUAGCACUAUUUUUCUCAAUAACUGCUUUCAUCACAACAUACUGGUGCGUCGGUACGCAGCGCGUCCCCAAACCGAAGUGCACUAAACUUCGCACGCACAACUGCAUCGAUUAUGGAGUGAACGAGACGGACCCCAAAGUAGUGGUGUACAGUUGGGAAACGGGGGACGACCGGUUCCUAUUCAGACAGUUCCACACCGGGAUCUGGUUCUCCUGUGCGGAGAAUAUCCAUGAUGAAGGUGAGAAAUGCAGGAGCUUUAUCGAUCUGGCUCCGGCUUCGGAGAGAGGUGUCCUAUGGCUGUCGGUGGUCUCUGAGAUGCUGUACAUAGUCCUGUUGAUAGUGGGUUUCAGCCUGAUGUGUCUAGAACUGGUUCACUCCAGCACCAGCAACAUGAUAGAUGGACUGAAACUGAACGCCUUCGCUGCAAUCUUCACCGUCCUCUCAGGGCUCCUGGGUAUGGUGGCCCACAUGAUGUACACACAGGUGUUCCAGGUGACAGUCACCCUGGGCCCUGCAGACUGGAGGCCCUAUAACUGGGACUACGGAUGGUCCUUCUGCAUGGCCUGGGCAUCCUUCACCUGCUGCAUGGGUGCAUCAGUCACCACCCUCAACUCCUACACCAAGACUGUCAUCGAGUUCCGACACAAACGCAAGACCUUCGUGCAGAGCAUCCGAAAGGAGCAGGCGCGGCAGGCGUUGGGAUACUACCGCGAUCACUCCCUGCGCUCCAUAUCCCAAACCGUGGAGGUGUACACACAGACGCCGUAUAGUGGUAUUAGGACGCAGGUACCGGCCGCGUCGUUAGACCCGAGUGACGUAUCAGAGACUCUGGGGGAAGACCAGUGCUGAAGGGAGGGAUCCCAGCGGGGAAAAACGGGUUACAACUGGUUCACGUGAUGUCGCAGUUAUGUCAUUUUUAACCAGUUUCUGGUUGUGCUGAUGUUAUUUCAUCGUCAUUUCAACUCGUUUCGCUCACCGGGAUGUGUCAAAAGUAACUGUAUGAAGUCAGUGCGAUCCAAUUGUGAUCCGUCACCUGUGUUGGGUCUUUUGGGGAUUCUGUAGCAAUUGAAUCCGUUCUGAUUGAAUUCAUCGCUGCCUUAAUUGAGCCAGGAUAUUCACUCCCUUGUUCCCAUUUUGGGCAUUGAUAGUCAUGGAAAGACAGCCGUGUACACACUGAUCAUACAACUAGAUGACCUGACACACAAGGAAAGCCGCAAUCAAUAACAAUAGCGUUUUACCCGCCCCUAACCACUGUCAAAUUCAGAGACAGAACUAUGGAUGUAAGGACUGAAUAUCCAUGAUAUCAGCAUUAUAGUUUUAACCAUGUUUUGAGGCUGUGUAGUGUUUGUUUACAUUUACUUUGUUUACAAACAUUGGAGUAAAACAAGCUUCUAUUUUGGGUUCUAAUGGGGUCAGACCGUUGAACUGAUGAGGCAUUAAUGUCAUAUUCUUCAGGAAUUCAUGGGCACAUAUCAUUCAUUUGUAUGUUCAAAAAUGGAUGCCCCUUUAAACAAGAUUUGUAACAGAAUGCCCUCUGAUUUUCCUGGGACACCAUAGGACUGUUUAUGCGAUGUUUUUGCAUGCUAUUAGCCUUACUAAAUAUGGAAAUAGGAAGGGGGUGACAAACUGCAUUCAACUCGUAUUUUAAGAAUGUGCACCGCAAAAUAUAGCUAUAAGUGUUUGCAGCGUAUACCGUGCCUAUAACGCAUAACUAUAUGAAUGUAAAUAAAUAGCACAAAGUAGAAUGGUUUUGAUCUGUCAAAUCGCUGUAAGAUGUGUAUUAUUUUCCUUUUGAAGUGGCGUAUUGUUUGUUGACUCAAUGGUCUGUUUACUGCACAUUACUCAGUAUCGGAUAAAACAAAAACUGACCACUGGACACCAAUGUUACUUGAGUACAAUUAUGACCAAUG